Diabrotica virgifera virgifera (western corn rootworm) is the source of this 3379-nucleotide messenger RNA. RefSeq lists its product as uncharacterized. The coding region runs from base 609 to 3239 and encodes 876 amino acids. Gene Ontology annotation, molecular function: nucleic acid binding. The transcript is spliced from 3 exons. The record is from RefSeq and is a predicted model, not a curated record. Lineage: Eukaryota; Metazoa; Arthropoda; Insecta; Coleoptera; Chrysomelidae.
CGAGCUGCGGAAUCCUUUAAAAACGGAGCAGCGCACUCCUUUGUCACAAUCGACAUCUGAAAGUCUUACAGUAAGUCAUAACAUAAGUUCGCAGUGAAAAUAGUGAAGCAAGAUGGAUCUAACCAAAAUAAACAAAUUCUCGCUUAUUGCAGAGAGAAAGCCAGUCCAAAAUUUGAGGGACCUACCUGUCGACACUCCAUUUAUAAUUUACUCGGCGAAAAUAGUAAAAAGCAAGUUUGGGGAGGUUGUAUUGCUUGAACUAGAAGAAAGCGUGGUUUUCCUACCUGACAGAGUGACAGCAGACUAUAAACCAUUUGUGCAAGAAUUUUCUAGCCAAAAAUAUUCUCUAGUCUACAAAGGCGCCAUCAAUACUGGAAAGCAACAUCCUGCAUCAUCUUUUAAAGUUAUUGAAAAGUAGAAGCAGUACACCAUCCGGACAACAGUCUAGCUUUAGAGGUACAUCCGCUGUAAACUAGCCCUCAGCAACAAUCGUCUGGAACAACAUCACCAUAGCAUCUCUCUGAACCAACCUCAAGCUAGUAACAACGUCUGAAGCCGAUAGGAAAAACAAUAAGUGAGUUUUUAUUUGUUUAUUUUUUUAUUCAAUCAUGAGUGGCAUAGGAGAGUUAAGUUGUGACAUUGUACAAAAUCUAAUUAAAGCGCGAGAUAUUUUGUUUCAAAAUUAUACACCGCGAGAAGCAAAUAUUUGGCUAAAACAUAUUCGGAGACAUUUAACAUUGUUUAAUAAAGCUAUUCGGCUUGGAGACUUGGACAUACCAAAAUUGCGUCAAUUGCAAACAAAAGUUGGACACUUAAAAACAAUUAAAGUGGAAAUUCAAAAAUUUUCUCAUCACGUGGGUGCUGGCAUUAAUAAACGCAGCAAAGUUAAAUGGGAGGAGGUAACUUCAUCGUUUGCAAGUCGGGUUAGAACGGGAAUAAUUAUUAAUUUGACUCAUAAGGACGUAAUGCAAUUUUUCGGUGAUUGUUUCAAGCUUUUUAAAAUUAGAAUUAAAAAUAUUUUAAAAAAAUUUAAUGUAAUAAAAUGUAAUACCGCUUUUUGUGGUCAGUUUAUAAGAAAAGCAAAUCAGGGGGAAAAUAGUGAAUUUAAAUAUUUUAACACAAAAAAUGAAAUCAUAGACGCGGGGACAGACUUGACUUUGUGGUUCCACUCCAACGUAAUUGAUAAACUUAUGGCGAAACUAUCAGAGUUUGAGGAAAAGGGAUCAGGGUGGGCUUUGGAAAAAAUAAUAUCUUUGGAGGUUAAUAUUAACAAAAAUGAAAUCGGGAAUGGGGCGUCAUCCUUCAUUAAGCUACCGGAUCAAAUCAGAAAUAAAAACGCGUGUAUCAAUGUAAAAAACAAUGAUGAGGCGUGCUUUUUUUGGAGUAUAGUUUCAGCGCUGUAUCCCUCCAAAGCAAAUUCUGAUCGAACUAGUUCGUAUCCACAUUACACAACUGUCUUAAAUGUUGAUGGUUUGGAAACACCAAUGACUAUGGGAGGCAUUUCGAAAUUUGAGAAACAAAAUGACAUCUCUGUAAACGUAUAUGGGCUGGAAAUGAAUGUCGCUAAAGAAAGAACAUUUUACGUAACAAUACCGUUAAGGUUGUGUAAAAUUAAAUUAGCUAGACAUGUAAAUUUGCUGAUGAUACAAGAUAAAUAUUUUCCAAAAUUAAACGAUUACGAGGCACCUAUUGAGGAUGAUGAAAUUGUAGAUAUCAAAUACCAUUAUUGCAUGAUAAAGAAUCUGUCGCGGCUUUUAUCUAGGCAAACAAGCAAGCAUAGCCAUAAAAUAUUUGUAUGCGAUAGAUGCCUAAAUUAUUUUAGCAGUUUUGACAGACUAAAUAAUCAUGCAAAAUAUUGUGAGAGAAUCAACGACUGCAAAGUAUCAUUUCCACCAUAUCAACAUGUUGAAUUUAAAAAUCAUGCGUAUAAGCAGACAACGCCUUUUGUUGUAUAUGCAGACUUUGAAGCAAUGCUACAAAAAAUUAAAAAUGGGCCGCUUAAAAGUAAAACAAUUAAACAUCAGGAGCAUAAAGCCUUUAGCGCCGGGUAUUAUGUCAAAUGUUCUUACGAUGAAUCGUUAUCUUUUUAUCGAAGCUACGCAGGUAUGGACUGUCUCGAAUGGUAUGCAAAGGAAAUGGCGGAAUUAGCAACAUUGGUGAAUGGAAAGAUAAAGCAUAUUGUGCCUAUGAAUAUUAAGCCAAACACUAAUGGAGCAACUGAUUUUCAUAUUUGCGAAAAACCAUUUGUAGAAGAUGUGGUUGUUCAAGACCAUUGCCACUUUACAGGAGCUUUCCGAGGAUUUGCACACCAAGUGUGUAAUCUUAACUUUAGAAAACAGUAUGUUGUUCCGAUUUUUUUUCAUAAUCUUAGCGGUUACGACUCACAUUUCAUGAUAAGACAAUUGGCGAAAAAAGGAAGUAUCAGCCUACUCCCAAUAAACAAGGAAAGAUAUAUUUCCUUUACUCUGAACGAUACACAAUCCGCAGUUAAGUUGAGAUUCGUUGAUUCAUUGAGAUUUUUGAAUUCCUCACUGGAUAAACUGGCAACCACAUUAAAUACAGAAGAUUUAAGGUACUUGGCUCGAGAAUUUCCAAAUGCUACCGCAGAACAAAUAGAGUUAUUGAGAAGAAAAGGCGUAUUCCCAUAUGAACACAUUGAUUCUAUGGAUAGGUUAAAGGAAACUCAACUCCCAUCUAUUGAUAAAUUUUAUAGUUCGCUAACAAAUGAAAGCAUCUCUAAAGAUAUGUACCAACAUGCGCAAAACGUUUGGCAAUCAUUUGAUAUUAAAAAUAUUUCGGAAUAUAGCUUGUUAUACAUGAAGACCGAUAUAAUGUUGUUAACUUGCAUCUUUGAAAAUUUCCGACAAAAAUGUCGAGGUACAUACGGUCUUGAUCCUGCCUGGUACUUCACUAUGCCAGGUUUUUCGUGGGAUGCCAUGCUUAAAUAUACAGGUUGCAAAUUGGAGUUGCUGCAGGAUAUCGAUAAAAUCAUGUUUAUCGAAAAAUCUAUUCGAGGUGGAAUUAGUCAAGUGAGUAAUCGAUACUCGGAGGCUAAUAACAAAUAUAUGCCAUCUUACGACUCCUCAAAGCCCAGCAAGUAUGUGGUUUAUUUCAUCAUCCAGCCUCAAAAGUCCACUGCUGAACAUAGGCCUCCUCCCCUCGUUUCCAACCCCAUCUAUCCUGCGCCGCCCUCAUCCAGUUUUUAUUUACCUUUCUUAAGUCAUCAGUCCAUCUUGUAGGCGGUCGACCGACGCUUCUCUUGUCUUCUCUUGGCCUCCAUUCCAAUAACCUCUUCGUCCAUCGCCCAUCUGUCAUUCUGGCUACGUGUCCUGCCCAUCUCCACUUCAACCUGGCUAUCCUCUCGAUGACGUCAGUCACC